Messenger RNA from Venturia canescens, 514 nucleotides. RefSeq names its product ribosomal protein L30 (gene RpL30). Lineage: Eukaryota; Metazoa; Arthropoda; Insecta; Hymenoptera; Ichneumonidae. Gene Ontology annotation, cellular component: cytosolic large ribosomal subunit. The coding region runs from base 136 to 480 and encodes 114 amino acids. The transcript has 4 exons. Gene Ontology annotation, molecular function: structural constituent of ribosome; RNA binding. The record is from RefSeq and is a predicted model, not a curated record.
UAGUUUAUCACCCUUCUCCCCCCCGACGUCGCCGCGUUUCGGACUGCGGACGGAAGUACUAGAAGAUCGGAAAAAUCCACCAUCUUUUUGCACUCGACUCUCAACCAGGUUAAGGAGUUAUUAAAAACCGUCAAAAUGGUUGCCCAGAAGAAACAGAAAAAGGCUAUGGAGAGCAUCAACUCCAGGCUUGCUCUCGUCAUGAAAUCUGGAAAAUAUGUUCUGGGUUACAAGCAAACUCUCAAGUCGUUGAGACAGGGAAAAGCCAAACUGGUCAUCAUUGCCAACAAUACUCCUCCGCUUAGAAAAUCGGAGAUCGAAUAUUAUGCGAUGUUGGCUAAAACUGGAGUACAUCAUUACACCGGUAACAACAUCGAGCUCGGUACAGCCUGCGGUAAAUAUUUCCGUGUGUGUACCCUUUCGAUUACGGAUCCUGGCAAUUCUGACAUCAUCAAAUCCAUGCCAACUGGUGAUCAGGCGUAAUUUUUUGUAUGAAUAAAUUAUACAAAACGUUUAA